Uranotaenia lowii is the source of this 1700-nucleotide messenger RNA. RefSeq lists its product as uncharacterized. The transcript is spliced from 4 exons. The record is from RefSeq and is a predicted model, not a curated record. NCBI's taxonomy places the organism in Eukaryota, Metazoa, Arthropoda, Insecta, Diptera, Culicidae. Bases 105 to 1700 code for a protein of 531 amino acids.
AGAAACCAACGGAAACGGAUAGUUCGGAAGAUAGAUUGCUGCUGCCUGCAUUCCACGAAGACUCUUCAAAAAUAUGUGAAGUGAACACUGAAGAACUUUUUCGAAUGGAAGAGAACCGGCUUGAAGAAGAAAGCGAUUAUUACAGCCCGGACGAUGGUGAAUCAAGCGAGGAUGAAGACUCCACUUGCUCUGACACUUUGGUCGAAUUUCUUCGGAACUGGAGUAUCGAGUACAAUGUCCCGCAUCGAACUCUGAAGCCACUGCUAACCAGGCUCAACUCUCAAGACUUUUCCAUUCCAAAAGAUCCACGAAAACUUCUCUCGACGACCAGAUUUGAAGCCGAUAUUUAUGAUAUUCAAGGAGGAAAGUACUGGCAUAACGGAAUAGGAGUUUGUUUGCAAUCAUCAUUCGGCAAUUUGAACAAAAAUCGAACUAUAGACAUCAAUGUCAAUAUCGAUGGAUUACCCUUAUAUAACAAUGGAACAGAGCAAGUAUGGCCAAUUCUGUUUAAUGUUGCCCAUCAUCCGGAAAUUUCACCUAUGGUCAUAGGAAUUUACGAAGGGAAAACAAAACCUGGCAAUAUAGAAGAGUUUUUAGAACCUUUUGUUGAAGAGGCGGUUCAAAUUUUGAAAAACGGAAUCAUCAUCAACAAUUUCCUCUUAGAGGUUCGGAUUCGAGCUUUUAUUUGCGAUUCUCCUGCUCGUGCGUUUGUUAAAGGUGUUGUCAACUUCAAUUCAAAGUAUGGAUGCUUGAAAUGUUGUACCAUCGGUGAAUAUUCCACUUCCAUGAGAACCAAUGUUUUCCCCCAAACAUUUGCACCACAACGCACAGAUAAGGAUUUCCGAGAUGGAUUGUACGAAGAGCAUUACCAAAAGAAACGAAUAGCAGGAAGCAAUCAAACAGUAAAAAUCUCCUCACCAAUUUUAAAAUUGCCUAUUGAUAUGAUCGAAGAUUUCAUCGUGGCUGAUUCGUUACACCUUUUGCAUUUAGGGGUAAUGAAAAAACUGCUUAAAAAUUACACGGUUGGUAAUAAUGGAAAAAGAUGGAAUUCCUACGAAAAAAGCAUGAUAUCAUCGAAGCUCAAUUGUAUCAGACUACCAAUCGAAAUACAUCGUGCAGUUCGCAGCAUAGAGAGUUUGUCUCACUGGAAGGCAACUGAAUGUGCCACAUUUCUGCAUUAUGUUGGAAUUAGUCUGUUGGAUCAAUCGUUAGAUUCAGAUCACUUUGAAAACUUCCUUUGUUUAUUUUGUGCAACUACAAUUUGUUCAAGUGAUAACUACCACGAUCUGUUAGGUGUAGCUCAAACGAUGUUCGAAAAAUUCAUAAUCAAUUAUGAGUCAUUUUUUGGGUCAAUAACUAGCAAUUUGCAUAAUUUAGUACACGUCGUUGAAGAAGUUAAAAGGUUUGGAUCACUUCCCUCGAUUUCCUCAUAUCCUUUUGAAAAUUACUUGUACAAAAUCAAACAAAUGGUACGAUCUGGGAAGCUGCCUUUAAAUCAAAUUAUAAAUCGACUAUCAGAGCGAAAUUCUUUAAAAUCUUCUUCAAAAAUUUCUCAAGAGCAGUAUCCGAUGCUUAGUUGUUUCGAUGCAAAAUCAGUAUACUACGAACGAGUCAAAUUAGCAACCGGUUUUACAUUACGCAACAGGCUCAAAACGGUAUUUUCCUGUAAUUUGCAGGGAGUUUUGCAAAAUUCCUGCUAG